AACGGACAUUGAGCAAUCUGAAAAGCUCACCAUGAGCCUUUGGCUCAGGUGAGCUAAAAAGGGAAAAAAAAUCAGAUGCGGAAAUAAAAAAAAAAAAAGAGACAGGGAAAUAAUAAAAAAAAAUCAACAACAGAAUAAGAAGUACCAGCAAAAACUCCAUAACUUAUAAAAGAGAAAGUACUAUGAUAUUGUAAUUGCUGUGAAUUCAUCCAAACAUAAUGUAUCAUGUUCCUGACUACCAACAGAACCUGUCUCUGAGACUGUCUGAGGUCCUUGAUGAUAUUGGAGUUAGUGAGGAAAUGGUGCUCAAGAGGAGAAGGUCAGUCCUACUGGAAGAAACUAUGUUGACAAUUACACGCAUGUCUAUAUCCAAUCAUUCCAUGAACAUUUUUGGCAGUUCUUGUGAGGGCACAACAACAGUAGGACUUAAUUCAGAUACAGACUUUCUAUGCUGUGUACAUGAUUUUAAUGUGAUACAGGACUAUGCAGACUGGAAACAUGGCUUCACUAAUCUACUGAUGAUCCAGGAUAAUACUACAUCACCUGGUUACUGUCUUCUACAACAGAUCAGAGAUGAUGUACCUCUUCCUGCUACACAUGUUUUAGAUGAGGACCAUGUCAGAGAUGCAAGUGGGAGGGUGUUGCUAAAGAAUACUUUAUAUAGAGAUGUUAUGCCUGCAGAUGCUGUACAACAUGGUCCAUCAUGGGCUAGAGAGGGAGACCCUGGAUUUGCAGAUGCUGACUAUGUUUUUGCCUUCCAUUGUAAUUCAUGGCCCUAUGAAGCAAGACCCUGGUUAGACAGACAAGGAAUAGGAAGUUGGCCCACUGCAGACAUGAAGAGAUUUGCAGUAAAUAAUGGAUGUUUUGUUGUUCCCGUGGGAAGUAAAGUCAGCCAGAAUCCAGAGCUUGAAUGGAGAAUUUCUACUUCACAAGCAGAGAGAUGUUUAAUGUUUAGUUUAAACAUUACACAAAUACGCUGUUAUGUAUUGAUGAAAAUGAUUCUGAAAACAUUUCUUCAACAUGCUGGUGAAGGUCACAUUACAAGUUUUAUGUGUAAAACUGUUCUGUUACAUUGUAUUGAAAAAACACAUUCAAACGCAUGGCAGGAAAAUAAUUUAUUUACAUGUUUAUCAUGUUGUUUACAUGUACUAUACAAGUGUUUACAACAAGAAAACUGCCCACAUUUCAUUACACCUGGAAACAACCUGAUGGCAGGACAGUUUUCAGCUGAAGUCAAAGCUCUGUUGCUAGAAAGGCUCUUUCACUUAAUACAAAGUGAUGGUCAAGCAUUGCUUGAGGUUCAAAUUGAUGAACUUGGUCUAAGAUUACAGAUCAAACUGAGCAGGUUAUAUCUGAUACCAGAAAAUAUUCCAUCUAAAAAGAAAAAAUGUUUAGAAAUUUCACUACCAUUAAUAGGAAACACAGUUUGCAGCAUCACUCUGUGUAUUAAAGAACUGUUAAUAGCAACAAUUCAAAACAGUCCUGUAACAACUGUACAGAACUUGCUCAAUGUAUUAGCAUAUUAUAAGAGAUGUUAUACAGAAGGAAGUAAGUUAGAACAGAAAGCCAGCAGUCUCCUCACACCAAUGGUCUGCUCAACAUUGGGAACUACAAUAGCUUCCAUAAAUAUUCAGACAAACAACACUGUACCUCCAGAAGCACUAGACUGGUUAAGCGCAGGCCUGAAUUCUGAUGUUGCAUCUAGUAGACUGAAACUUGCAUCUGUGUUCUACAGUGUGGGGAAUAUGGUAGAAACGGAAUUCAUUUUAAGAAAUACAGAGGGACAUUAUGGCUUUGGCAUCACUGAGGCUUCAUGUGGCUGCUGUUUAAACAAGGUAUGUAUACGUAAGCGGAAUGUUUGCAGAAGCUGCAUAUCAUCAAAAUGAAGAAGCUGUAAGAAGGGUCUGUGCAUUUUGUGUCAAAUUUACUCCUGCUGAAAUUCAUUGUAUUCCUCGGGAACUGCAGUAUGAAAUGUACCGAUCAAAUCAAGAUGACUUGCAGUAUAGAGAUGAAGAUAAUGUCUCCUGGAUGGAUUGGGCAGUGGUAGACUCUCUGCCUUACCUCUAUUUCCUACAAUACAAGACCUACAGACACCUUCAGAGAUUUGAUGAUCAGCAUCAAGCACUUGCUAAUCUUGCUAGAACAACUGAAACAGAGGAAAACCUUUAUCACAGAGAAACAGCACUGAAUCUACUUGGACAGUGCAUGGAACAGGAGAACCAACCUAACAAAGCUUUACACUGCUACAUGAUGUCACUGAAGGUUAGAGAAAGAAAUAAUGUAGCAAAAGUCCACAUCUGCAGACUUCUAGCAAACUAUGUGUCAAAUUUAAGAUGACAUUUUACAUGUACUAGUAUCAGCUUCACAACUCUUUCCUGCGUUUUCAACAGAUACCCAAGGAUAAUAAAGACACAUUCAUCACCAUCUAAGUUUGCAUUUUACUUUAAUGUUUUCCCUGCUAAAUUUCUAUAAUGGACUGGUCCAUCAUUUGAUUUAAGCAAUACCAUUUAUUAUUCAAUGGGGUGUUCACUUAAAAGUUUUUACUGACUGAACAGCAAACAGUGCAGACCAUAAUCAGGGAUGUGCAGGCAAAAUUUAUAUAACGAACCUUUCCAUCUUCAAUUUGGACAGUACCAUAAACUGUCAAAUUGGGUGCUUAUCAAAAAGAUACUAACUGAACAGCAAAUAGUGCAGAUAUUGAUCAGACUACAUGGAUGUGCAGGCUGAUCAAGAUCUGUACUGGUCGCAAAGGCAGAAUCAAUCGUGUCCAGCAUGGUAAGGUUUAAGGGGAAUAUUUUAGUAUACACCAUGAUCCAAAUGGACCAGAAAAUAUAGCAGCAAUGAGUCCAAGAAUUAGGAGAAUUUCCAGCUGCCACACUUUAAUUAAGAGUUGUGAUUAAGAUGUUGUGAUAUUUGUUUUCUUUUGUAAAUUUAUGUUAAAUAAAUUAUUUGAAAACUAUGAAACAGUGUUUCUAAAAAUUACAAUGAUGUUUUGUGGAGAUGCAGUAAUUGUUAAC
Molecule: messenger RNA, 3017 nt
Organism: Mercenaria mercenaria
Lineage: Eukaryota; Metazoa; Mollusca; Bivalvia; Venerida; Veneridae
Exons: 2
Coding region: 219-1886 (555 amino acids)
Source: RefSeq, a predicted model, not a curated record